Sinocyclocheilus grahami is the source of this 3098-nucleotide messenger RNA. Its product is annotated as ATP-dependent RNA helicase DQX1. Gene Ontology annotation, molecular function: helicase activity; RNA binding. Lineage: Eukaryota; Metazoa; Chordata; Actinopteri; Cypriniformes; Cyprinidae. The transcript has 12 exons. Gene Ontology annotation, cellular component: spliceosomal complex; intracellular anatomical structure. Bases 439 to 2418 code for a protein of 659 amino acids. The record is from RefSeq and is a predicted model, not a curated record.
GAGCGGGAGCGUCAAAGGCGCGUGCAGUAAUCCCGUGCUGUCUAUGCAGGCAGCGGAGCGGGAUUUAAUCCGCGGCCCGUGAGGUGAGUCACGGUGAGCUUCAUCAUGGCGGCCGAGUUUCGCUCUCUGGCGAUGAAAUACCGUCAACAGUCAUGAAUAAGCUCAUAAUAUUGCACUGAAACGGCUUCAGAUCGAUUUUAAAGCAGUUCGCGUUCAGGCUCAUUAUUCGCUGAAGGACGUUAUAUUAUAUUUCGUGUCAUCGUGAGUCUUGAUGGAUGUAACGUUACAUUAACGCGGUGACUCCGCGUUAUUUCUCUCAUUUCCAUCAUUUGGUUUCUCAUCGGACUGGUUUGACGGAUCUGAGGUGAUAAUGUGCUUCAGGUAGUUUUCAUUUGCGGUGUUCCUCAGGGCUCUGUUAGUGGCCCGACCGCAUUCAGCAUGUCCUCCACGGCCGUCCCCAAACCUUCACCUACGCUCUCAGUCCUGGACAAUCUCUCCAUAUCGUCUCUGCUGUCUGGAGACCUGGAGGAGGAUGGCGAGAUAGCAGACGAGGAUCUGGGCGAUCUGGAAGUGAACCCCUACGAUGGGCUGCCGUAUUCCUCACGCUACUAUAGUCUGCUGGAGGAGCGGAAGCAGCUCCCCGUGUGGAGUCUGAAGCUCAGUCUGCUGGAGCACAUGGAGUCGCACAGCAUGAUCGUCCUGAGUGCAGACGGAGGAACGGGGAAAAGCACGCAGGUCUUUAUCCAAUCAGAAGCUCUGUGGGCUGAGCUCAGGGUGGUGGUGCUCACCGCGCCCGCAGUUGCUCAUACCUUCGCCAGCUUCCUGGGAGAGAGUGUUCCUCACCUCAGCGUUCCUUCGCAAACCAACACCACCGAAAUACUGUACCGAGAGCUGCCGGCAGGACGUGACCUGGCCACAGCUUCCUGUCACAUGAUCCUGGACCUACACCGCAGGGGAGAGGAAGGAGACAUACUGGUGUUCCUCCCUAGUGUGCAGGAGAUUCAGGAGUGUCGCGUGGCACUAGAGAAGGAGUGUGUGUCUCUCAGCGCUCAUCUGCUGUCUCUGCGCGUGAUCGAUCUGCACGCCAGCGUCGGAGGAUCAUCGCAGCAGCUUUACAACUCUGAGAGUCCUGAGGACAAGCAGCAGGACGAGCUGCCGGACACUGUAGAGUCUCCAGCCCAGAGACGCAGAGUCAUCCUCACCGACGUCUUAGGAGAGGCUUCAUUCUCUCUCAACAACAUCCGAUACGUCAUCGACAGCGGCAUCCAGCUGAAGACCAUCUACAACCCACAGAUCCGAGCAGAUUCACAGCUUCAGCAGCCCAUCAGCAAACAGCAGGCCGACACACGCGCCCGCAGGGUCAACAGCACACUGCCAAGCGUGUGUUUUCGGCUGUACUCUCAGCUGUUGUAUGAGGACGAGAUGCCUGCAUCUCGCGGUCCGGCGGUGACAGAAGCAAACCUCAGUCAUCUGGUGCUGCUGCUCAAGCGGCUGGACAUUGCAGACAUGGGCCAGUGCAAGUUCCUGGACCGGCCAGCUCCAGAGGCACUGAUGCAGGCACUGGAGGAUCUGGAUUAUCUGGCGGCUCUCGAUGACGACGGGAAUCUGUCAGAGGUGGGAAUCAUCAUGUCUGAACUUCCUCUGGAGCCGCCAUUAGCCAAAGCUUUGAUUGCGUCCUGUGAGUUUGACUGCGUGAAUGAGCUGCUGACCAUCGCUGCCAUGCUGACCGCUCUGCCGUGCUUCAUAACACCACCAGCUAAUAAAGAGGAGGCGGCAGCGACGCACAGACGACCCCUGCUGCAUCCAGACGGAGAUCACAUGACCCUCAUCAACGUCUAUAAUGCUUAUCUGCAGCAUAAUGAAGACGAGGUCUGGUGCAGGACAAACUUCUUGAAUGCCUCUGCUUUACGAUUGGCUGUGGUGAUCAGGGCGGAGCUACUGGAGGUGAUGCAGCGAAUCGAGUUGCCUGUCUCUCCUCCCGCUUUCGGUUGCCAGGACAACAGCACCAAUAUUAAGAGAGCUUUGAUAUCAGGCUUCUUCCUGAAGGUUGCUCAUGAUGUUGACGGCUCAGGGAACUAUCUGCUGCUCACGCACCGGCACGUGGCUCACCUCCACCCCUUCUCAUCGUACCACUGCCGCCGACCGCAGCCCAACCCGCCCAGCUGGGUGCUUUACCACGACUUCACCAUCUCACACGACAACUGCAUCUGCAUCAUAUCUGAGAUUCACCCACAAAUGUUGGUGGAGCUGGCGCCUCAGUACUAUCUAGGGAACCUUCCAGCCAGUGAAGGCCGAGAUCUGCUGAUGGGCCUCAGACAGAGUUUAUUUCCUCCAGAUGAGCAGGACACAAACCCUCAGGACCAAAGCCAUGAAGAAGUGGGUGGUCAGUACAGCGCAGAGACAUGCAGCGUACAGUAGCUGAAACACUCACUGCACACAAACUCAAACCAGCAGCAGCGGUGGUGCAGUAAACACCUCCAGACGACUGUGAUCUCUCUUCAGCAGCCUCAAUCAAUCUCACCUGAGAUAUCAUCAAGCUCAGAUUUACUAUUUCCGUAACUGACUUGCUAUGAAAGAUAUAUUUAUAUAUUUUUAAUAGUAAAUAAAGACUUCUUUCUGGAUGAAGUAAGGGAACGGAGUCCAGCAAACGCACUCUCAGCCUCCUGCAGCCGAUCAGAUGAAGCUCAAAUCACAUCCACUCACAUGAUGAAGACUCUAGUCACAUAAGUAAUAAAUAGUAGUCUGUUGUUAGACAAUCUCUCUUGUAGAAUAAAUGAAUCACGGCUGUCUGUGAACAGCAUGGAAGCUUACUUCUGCCAGGAAAUAAAAAUAUAAAAAAGGUAAUUGUGAAAAAGUCAGAAUUGUGAGAUGUAAACAGAAUGCAGAGAUAAAAGUCAAAACUGCGAGAUGUAAAUGUAAAAUUCUCACAAUUGCAAAAUAUAUAAAUUCUUAAAUUUUAAAUUCUCACAAUUGCAAAAUAUAAACGUUGCAAUUUUAAGAAAAAAGUGAGAUAGUGAGAUAUUGUGAGUAGGCAUGGGCUGGUAUGAGAUUUUGACGGUAUGAUAACCUUAAUAAGCAAAAAUAUCACGGUUUCUCGG